UACAAUGUGUGAAAGCUUAGAAAGAAACGAAUUUUCUUGCGAGUCUAGUAGUCAAACAAUAAGUGAAAGUCAGAACGGAUAUGAAUUUCUUGAUGUUGUUAGCAGUUUGGAAUUAGAAGUUAAGACAGAUUCUGAGUCAAUUACUACUUGCGAAUAUGCCAAAGAACAAGGGUUUCGUAUUGUAAAAGACCCGGUUCAACGUAAAGAGAGUAUUAUUUGCCGGCGGACUUUGCUAUGUGAACAUAGUCAUUCAUAUGACUCAACUUCAAAUAAAGAUACUAAUACAAAAAAGACCCAUUGUCCUUUUUUGGUUAAUACUUCCUGUCCAAAAGUUAAUAAUCCUGAAAGUACUAUAGUCGUCAACAAGAUAGUAUAUGAACAUAAUCAUCCAUUAAAUCGCGAGUUAAUUGUGUUUGAAGAUGCCAAGAAAUUUACUAAUUCAAUGCUAGAAGAUGUGAAGUUCAUGACUAUGUACUGUAAAUUCAGAGCAACGGUGCAAAGGAAAUUUCUUGAAAGAAAGUAUCCAACCUAUCCGAUUCACUCGAAAGAUCUAUACCGUAUAAUCCAAAGAUUUCGGCCUACUGCUAAGUCCUUGUCAAAUGACGCUGCACAGAUUUCAAAUUGGUUAGACCAACAAAAGGAAAAGGAUCCACGUUGGGUCAUUGCCCGAGGCUGGGACGAAGAUAAUAUCUUGACACACUUACUUUGGAUGAAACCGGAGCAAGUUGAAAAUUGGAUUCGAUAUUCUGACUGUGUUUUUAAUGAUGUCACACAUAAGACAAACUGCUACGACAUGGCACUAUCAUUAUUUGUCGGAUUUGAUAAUAACCGUCAAAAUAUCUUGUUGGCACAAGCACUUCUGGCUGAUGAAAGUCUUGAAUCUCAUAUUUGGAUGUUCCAGCAAAUAGUUAAGACUACUAAUACUCAAUCUUUAGUUAUACUUACUGACGCUGAUCCUGCCGUUAACACUGCUAUUCAUCAACUUGUUAAUAAUUAUACUAAAGCUCAACAUUAUUUGGAAUUUUUAUAUAAGUCCAAAAACUAUUGGGCAUACUGUUUUACUAAUUUUAAAUUUACGGGCAGUAUGAUCGCUACGUCGUGUGUUGAAUCCAUGAACGCAUGCCUAAAGCAUUUAAUAUAUAAUUCAAACACUUCAUUGUGUGAACUUGCCACUGAAAUUCACAAGUUGCUUGAUAUUCAAGAUAAAGAAAAUGAGUAUAAAUUCUGGAAGUUGGCAAUUCCAAUGAUAAAACAUCAGGAAAAGGUUAAUUUUUUGUUCUCAAAAGUAGAUCAGUUUGCUCGUGAGGAUAUGAAAAGUUUAGAUGAUGAUGAUCUACAAUUUAGUUCUUGGGAAUAUAGUGCUGACGAUUUGCAAGCUAUGCUUAAACAAAUGAUUGAGUUCGUUGGACUAGAUGAUAUUGAAGAGUUAUGA
This is a messenger RNA of Cetraspora pellucida, 1432 nucleotides long. NCBI's taxonomy places the organism in Eukaryota, Fungi, Glomeromycota, Glomeromycetes, Diversisporales, Gigasporaceae. The record is from the annotation of a GenBank genome assembly.